This is a messenger RNA of Diorhabda sublineata, 2413 nucleotides long. It is a transcript of the gene Drgx, whose product is annotated as dorsal root ganglia homeobox protein. The record is from RefSeq and is a predicted model, not a curated record. NCBI's taxonomy places the organism in Eukaryota, Metazoa, Arthropoda, Insecta, Coleoptera, Chrysomelidae. Gene Ontology annotation, biological process: regulation of transcription by RNA polymerase II. The transcript is spliced from 7 exons. Bases 187 to 1308 code for a protein of 373 amino acids. Gene Ontology annotation, molecular function: RNA polymerase II transcription regulatory region sequence-specific DNA binding; DNA-binding transcription factor activity, RNA polymerase II-specific.
GUCGACGAUUGUUUUUCUGGACGAACGGGUUCGGCGUGCUUCCAUUUUUACUAAACUUUCGAUACGUGUUUAACAAUUCGAAGCGAGUGUUAUUUUUUAUUUGGUGAAGACGCGGGGGUUUACCCCAAAUCCAGCAUCACGAUUUUCGGGGACACACAUAAGAUUGCGGGUAGCGGUGGCAGAGGUAUGUUCUGCUAUCAUUGCCCGCCAACUUUACAUCCCGGAGCGCCCCAACCGAGGCUACCAACUUUGGAAUACCCAUUCACACCAACACAUCCAUACACUAGCUAUUCUUACCAUCCGGCAAUUCAUGACGAUACUUUCGUCAGAAGGAAACAAAGAAGAAAUCGGACCACUUUUACGUUGCAACAAUUAGAAGAAUUGGAAACGGCUUUCGCACAAACUCAUUAUCCAGAUGUUUUUACAAGGGAAGAUUUAGCUAUGAAAAUUAAUUUAACCGAGGCUAGAGUCCAGGUGUGGUUCCAAAACAGGAGGGCGAAAUGGAGAAAAGCGGAACGACUUAAGGAAGAACAAAGGAAAAGGGAAGGACAAGACGCGAUAAAACGAGACGACGAAACCAAAGAAGAAAAGGUCGAAGACGGUUUACCGAGCAGUUCUCCGGAAACUAACGCGGACGAAGAAGUGGCAAGAGAACGCGAAUGUUCCAGUCCAAGUAGUACCGGCAGAGAAACUCCGGAACAAACUAGGAGCGUCAUCGAAGCCGAUCCUUCUAAUCCUUCGUCGCCUCAUAGUCCGGCUCCUUCGGGAUCUUCGGAACCACCGAAGACGAUUCAUCCGCCGCCGUUUUCCCAUAUGUUUCCGUUUGGAGAUAAUCAUUCCGGUGGCUUCAGACCAGUUUUAGACGGUUCGGGCGCGCGGAAUACGCCGCCGUUAUUUUUUUCGCCGCAUCUGGCGUCGCAUCUUUCUUCGCAGUUUUCCCCACCUCUAUUCCCAACACUUAAAGGUUUUCCGGGAUUGUGUUCUUGCUGCCCGAUCAAACCGAUGUCUGGUUUAUCAUCAAAUCUUCUGGCGACUAGCGAAGCUUCGGAUCUUUCGCCGGGCGGCGGCGGAGAUCAACGUUCGUCCAGCGUCGCCGAAUUGAGAAGGAAAGCUCAAGAACAUUCGGCGGCGUUAUUACAAAGUCUACAACACGUAGCCAAUUUCCAACAAGUCGCCGGUUUCGCCGGAGCCGGAUUGAAUUUUCCAAUUCUACCGCCGUUAACUUUGCAAGCGUUACAGAGGAAACACGAAUCCGCCGAGGCGAAUAACGCCGAGCAACGUAACUCCAAUAAAGAACAUUCGGUAUAAAAUUAGUCGGUUGAUAUUGUUGGUUGAAGAAAAGUUGGUAAAAAGGUGGAAGUUUUGAUAUAAAUUAACAUAUUAUCCAAUUUGGUUCGUGGUCUUUCUUUUUUCCUUUUUCUUGGCAUUCUACUUGAAAUUUUCCAAACUUUUACUGUGUUAUCCGUCGUUUCUAAGUGGUCUCACCAUCCUUGGUACCUUCCAGCUUCUAAAUCUUCUCUUAUAUACCAGUUUUUGAGUCUAUGGUGUCUAAUUGCUGCUUACAAUCUUCAUUCCUACGGCUCCAAUUUGAGUCUUGGUUCUUUUUGUUAAUACUCGAGAUUGGCAGCCAUAUUUGACAGGAUAUUUGAGGAUCAAGCGGUUUCUUGGACCAAGCGAUGUCUUUUUACCUCGAUCCAAAGUUUUUCCUCGACCUUCCCUUCCAAUUCGAGAUGUUUCCUAGCUUCUUAUCCCAUUUGGUUCGUGGUCUUUCUUUUUUCCUUUUUCCUCACAUCCUACUUGAAAUUUUCCAAACUUUUACUGUGUUAUCCGUCGUUUCUAAGUGGUCUCACCAUCCUUGGUACCUUCCAGCUUCUAAAUCUUCUCUUAAAUACCAGUUUUAGAGUCUAUGGUGUCUAAUUGCUGCUUACAAUCUUCAUUCCUAUGGCUCCAAUUUGAGUCUUGGUUCUUUUUGUUAAUACUCGAGAUUGGCAGCCAUAUUUGACAGGAUAUUUGAGGAUCAAGCGGUUUCUUGGACCAAGCGAUGUCUUUUUACCUCGAUCCAAAGUUUUUCCUCGACCUUCCCUUCCAAUUCGAGAUGUUUCCUAGCUUCUUAUCCCAUUUGGUUCGUGGUCUUUCUUUUUUCCUUUUUCCUCACAUCCUACUUGAAAUUUUCCAAACUUUUACUGUGUUAUCCGUCGUUUCUAAGUGGUCUCACCAUCCUUGGUACCUUCCAGCUUCUAAAUCUUCUCUUAAAUACCAGUUUUAGAGUCUAUGGUGUCUAAUUGCUGCUUACAAUCUUCAUUCCUAUGGCUCCAAUUUGAGUCUUGGUUCUUUUUGUUAAUACUCGAGAUUGGCAGCCAUAUUUGACAGGAUAUUUGAGGAUCAAGCGGUUUCUUGGACCAAGCGAUGUCUU